UCUGAAGGUCAAUCAAUGACACAAGCUCUUAGAUCUUUAAUCAAACUUUAUGAACAUAGACAUACUCUGAGUGUGACGGAAAUGAAAGAAUUUACAGACAUAUAUGAGAAACUUACCAAAUUUUAUGAAGAUUGUGGGUUAAAUCUGAAGAAGAUGGAAGGAGGAUCAAUAGUAUUUUAUCUAUCAGUAAUUGAUCCUAAUGCUUUGAUGCACCUAUGGGAAAUACAUUCUAGCGGAAAGCUCAUAAAAGGUUUGGCACACAUAUUAGUCCCAAAGGAACAUCAGGAAGAGUUCUUAAAUGAAUGGAUGACAUACAUCGAUGAAAAUGAAUACAAAAUUAUACUGAGUAGGCUGAAGGAAAAAGAACAAUCAACAAUGACACCCAAAGUUGAGAAGAAAGGAUUAGUAAAUACCAUCCAAAUUAACAAACACUCUAUUAGGGAUGUAGUUAAGUAUGAAGAUGAUUGCUUGCUUGUUUCAUGUGCAACAAAUGAAAUACUCAAGUACAAACAAUCAGGAGAAUAUAUUGGUAAAGUUACACUACCACAAGGCAUGAAAGUUUACAGAAUGUACAAAAUGAUGAAUGGUAACAUAGUAUUCAGUGAUUAUGUUCAUCGAAAACCUGUCAGAAUAUGCAAUAUGAAUGGUCAGGUGAUAAAAACAAUUGGUGAGGGAGUAUUAAGGUCAUUGCGUGGUAUUCAUGUGGAUGAGAUAUCUAAUAUUUUGUAUGUAGCAGGUAGGAUCAGUAGCUGUGUGUACAUGUUUGACAUGAAUAAAAAUGAAACCAUCAAAGAGAUAGGGUCACAAGGCACAAAAGGAGGUCAAAUGAGGAAUGUCAUUGAUAUUAAUUUAACAAAGCAUGGACACCUUCUUGUAUUGGAGAGUGAAUAUUUAGGUACUGGAACCAGUAGAUUACAAUUAUUUGAUAAUGAGGGAAGGUUCAUGAAAAUCCUUGUAGAAUCAGGAGAUGAAGAUGGUAAGGUGAGCUUUCCACGUGCACUAGUAGUUGAUGAGGACGAAAACAUCAUUAUAUCAAGUCAACACAAACUACAGCUAUUCAGUAGUGAUGGAAAUUUUAUUAAAAGAAUUGAUGGACCAGAAGAUGGAGUCAACAAUCCAAAGGGAUUAUGCAUAAUUUCAUAUCAUCCAAGGAGACUUGCAGUAGCGAAUGAUUGGGACAAAACUGUAAAAAUAUUUAACUAUUAAAUACAGUCCAUUUGCUUCACUUCAUGUGUGUUGUUUUCGUCAAUUUUAAAUUUGUAUACAUUGAAUGAAUAUUUACAUAUUUAUUAUUUCACAUCAUCCAUAUAAAGUAAUAUUUAUCCAAUACAAGUAUAUCAAUAUAGAGUUAAAGUUAUGGUUACUAAACUGGUAGACAAUACUGUAGCCUUACACCCUCAAAAUU
Molecule: messenger RNA, 1405 nt
Organism: Anneissia japonica
Lineage: Eukaryota; Metazoa; Echinodermata; Crinoidea; Comatulida; Comatulidae
Exons: 2
Coding region: 16-1206 (396 amino acids)
Biological process (GO): negative regulation of translation; proteasome-mediated ubiquitin-dependent protein catabolic process; protein polyubiquitination
Molecular function (GO): translation repressor activity; ubiquitin protein ligase activity
Source: RefSeq, a predicted model, not a curated record